AUGUCUCGGGGGGGCUGUGCUGAACAUUCCUCGUCCUACCAGUGCUCUGAAUUCGCCCCUUCUGCGGCGACCGUCAAGGCCAUGAUCAUCAACAGCGCGCACCUGAUGGGUGGCAGCAGUGAACCGAACGGCGUUCGUGGCUUUGGCCGAGUUCACCUCGAGGCGGGCAUGCCCAUGGACGGCGUCGGUGUAACCGGCCUUCUCGUUGUCGAAGCAGCCAUCGCUGACGGCGAGAUUACCGAGCUGGUCACGGUCGACGGGGAUGCUGGAGUGGAGCUCCGAGCAACGCUCGCAUGGCUCGACCCCCCAACGACGGCCUUAUCGGCCACGCAGCUUCAGCACGACCUCGACCUACAUGUGAUAGCCCCAAGCGGUACCAAGUACACCAUGUGGGAAUCGGGUGAAGAUGACAUCGUCAAUGUUGUGGAGCGUGUGAUCGUGCCAGUUGAAUCGAUGGAGAGUGGCGUGUGGAGCGUAGUCGUGUCGGCCAAGGCACUACUUACCGAUGAACAGUUGUGCUCGUUGGUGGUAACGGGGGCUAUCUACAGCUCCAAGUAG
Molecule: messenger RNA, 558 nt
Organism: Ectocarpus sp. CCAP 1310/34
Lineage: Eukaryota; Phaeophyceae; Ectocarpales; Ectocarpaceae
Source: the annotation of a GenBank genome assembly